GCGCUGUGGAUCAGUAGCAGUUGGGGGGAUGGAGGAGGAAUGGCAUGCUUGGAGUUGUUCUCGAGACAGAAUCCCGUAGAUGGGAUGACUGCUUCAUGAAUGUGUCUGUCAUACUGCGCCCCGUCGCAGCGCACAAAAGGGCUCAAUGGGCACCCGACGCGGACGUUUCACCAGUCUGCUGCACAGCAAGGAACAGCCCGAUGACGACAGUUCGUGGGCUCCUUCCACGAGCAGCUCGUACCAAGCAGGGCCUCCGUCGCUAUCACCUGAGGUAGAGUGCGCCCACCAGACGCUGGACUUGCCCUUGGACGACCUGAAGGCUCUGCUCGAGUCCUUGCGGACAGCGGCCGCGAGCCAACCGUUCCAGGAGGAGUUGGCGCGGUUGCGCCAGCCAGACACGGGUGCUUUCCAGAAGCGGCAGGGCUUUGCCAGAGCACUUGGAGCGGCUUGGAAGAGGCCUAUACGCGCUGCUGGGCUCAGGAUUGAUGGAAGUACAUUUCCGGCGUUGAUACAGGCCGUGAGAUCGCAUGCCUUCGAGCCUGGCAUCAAGACUCUGUCGGAGGAGGUCGAGCGACAGCUCAAAUUCGUGCCCGGUGCUUUGUUCGGCUCACGGGCCGGCGAGCUGAAGGGAUACGAUGCCAAGGCGAGGGAGCGCGGCGCGUUCAGUAAGGCGGUGGACGGACAGGCACCCGCGGUCAAGAGCCAGCCCAGCGAGGUCCGCCGGCCGACGGGGUACCGCGGCCGGGAGCUGAACCGCGGGGAGGCGAGGGACAUGCUGCAGGCCUUCCUCGAUAUAGCCAGGCGCACCGAGACGCAGCGCUCCGUCGCGAGGGUGCACCAGCAGGGAGGACAGCGCAUGCCGGCGUUGAUAAGCUCUCUCCUCGACGACUCCAUGAGGCAGUUCGACUACCCCACGACAGCGAAGGGCUACGAGCAGAUGGCGCGCGACGCCGCGGCGCACGGGUCGGACCAGCGAGUCAAGGAACAGCUCCGCGAGCUCGAGCGGCUGUUUAUGAUGCCAGCGGGCUUCUGGUUUCAGGUGCCAGCCGGCCAGGUCGUCGAGCCGCUUGGCGACGCUGGCGCGCAGGCGUUCAACCCGGCGCCGACCCUGACCCUGGAGCAGGGCCGCGCGCUGCAGCGGCGCCUGCGCAGGCUUUUCGCGGAGGAGGCCUUCCAGCAGAGGCUCCGCGCACUGCGCCAGG
Molecule: messenger RNA, 1202 nt
Organism: Prorocentrum cordatum
Lineage: Eukaryota; Dinophyceae; Prorocentrales; Prorocentraceae
Source: the annotation of a GenBank genome assembly